This is a messenger RNA of Mycena indigotica, 1017 nucleotides long. RefSeq lists its product as uncharacterized. The record is from RefSeq and is a predicted model, not a curated record. The transcript is spliced from 10 exons. Bases 1 to 1017 code for a protein of 338 amino acids. NCBI's taxonomy places the organism in Eukaryota, Fungi, Basidiomycota, Agaricomycetes, Agaricales, Mycenaceae.
AUGCCUGACUGGUCAUCGCAAGCUGAGCUCCUCAAGGAUGCUGCCGUCUUCGUCAAGUUUCAACAUGCUUUGCUUGGCGUCUACGCAUGGGAGUGGUUCAUUUCAUUACCCUUCGACUGGCAGGUGCUCACUGGGCGAAAGCGAUUCCGGUGGCCCUUGAUCUUUUAUUUUGCCAACCGGUAUCUUUUGCUGGGUGCUUUAAUCGGAAUUGCAAUCGGGUUCGACACAUUCCAGGAGAUAAACUGCCAGUCGCUCUUUACAUUCAACCAAUUCGCAGGCGAUGCUGCCGUCGGGCUUGCCAGCAUAAAUCUUUCUCUCCGAACGUUAGCCAUAUGGUCGCAAAACAUGUACAUCAAAGCCUUGCUGGUCAUAAUCAUUCUUGGACAUUGGAGCCUCAUCCUUCAAGGUGUGCUCCUCGACGCGCAGUGGUCCGACGAGCUUGGCAGCUGCAUAAUCCAGGACACCAAUACGACCAUCUUGGCUGCCACGUUCACUUACUCCAUGUGCUUCGAUCUCAUCGUUCUUUUGCUUAACGCCUACAAACUGGGAGUCCGACGUCAAGGCAAGAGCAGGUUGACAAAGAUGAUAUUCAAGGACGGCCUGGUCUUCUUCUUCAUUGCAUUCCUGGCCAAUCUUAUCGCGACCGUCUUCAUGUUCCUUAAACUCAACUCGAUCAUGAGCGUUGUGUUUAACGUUCCAGCCGCCAUAGCUUCCACCAUUGUCGCUACUCGUGCUGUGCGUCGAUUGACCAACUUUACUAGCAGUGGACCAGAGAUGUAUCAACCAUCUGGAUCAAGUACUGGUGCCAUGCGAAGCCACAGCGGAACGCGGGGACUCUCAACAACUGGGCGAAAGGGUCAACCUGGGGUUCAUGUUCAGAUGGAGACGUUUGUACGCGCUGAAGAGGGUAUGAGCCCAACCAGCGAAUUCGACAACCAUAUUACACUCAAACGACAACCAGCAGAGCAAGGGAGCGUUGAAUAUGACGUCGAGACCAAGGCACCGGCUGCGUUCUAA